Messenger RNA from Penicillium subrubescens, 951 nucleotides. RefSeq names its product ankyrin repeat domain-containing protein. The transcript has a single exon. NCBI's taxonomy places the organism in Eukaryota, Fungi, Ascomycota, Eurotiomycetes, Eurotiales, Aspergillaceae. The coding region runs from base 1 to 951 and encodes 316 amino acids. Gene Ontology annotation, molecular function: protein binding. The record is from RefSeq and is a predicted model, not a curated record.
AUGACCCCCUUGCACAUCGCUGUUAUGAAGCAGGAUACGAAAACUGUUGAAACCAUCUGCAAAGUUCUUCAGAACAUGAAAGAAUCAAAAGAAUUGAUUUACAUAGAUCAGCGUGAUGAGUGUGACAAUACUGCACUGUCUUAUGCAAUAUUAAAGGCUUCCUUGCCCAUUGUACAAGCCCUCGUCCGUGUCGGGGCUGAUAUCAAUCGCAGAGAUCGCUUCUCCACGCCUCUCAUGGACGCGUGCUAUCAAGGCGAUGAGGAAAUCAUUUUAUAUUUGAUGGACUGCGGCGCCGAUAUUGCCAUCCGUAACUCCUUUGGUCAAUCUGCGCUAGAGUACAUCAUGAUCGGGAAGAGCCGGAAAAAACAUGAUUUACUGCGGCAACUAGGACGUUCGGCAAGCCAACCACAGCUUAAUCAAGCACUUCUACAUGCUUUCAACACCUCAAAGGAAUUCUGCCCGAUUCUGGUGCAGUGUGGUGCGGAUCCUCGAGACGUGGGUCUGGAAACGGAACAUUACCUUUCCCAUUUACAUACGUCUGAGCUCCUGGACAGUCAAACGGAGCCUUCCGAACCAGUCCCAGGUAAUCCUACACAGCGCGUCGGAGACAUCGAUCCGGAUAACCAACAUAUUGAGAUCGCACACCGAUUUUCAACAGAGUCUAGUCCUCAGAGAACAUGGGAACGGCGAGAGAGCGACGACAGGCUUCUCACUCGUCUGGCCUGUGUAUGUUCAAGGGAUGAAUAUCGACGAACCGAUGCAUGGUUUCUUGUCGGAAGAGCUAUCGUGCUCAUUGUACGCCUCGGUCCAAUCGAUAUGUGUACGUACGUUGUACAUCCUACGUGGUGCAUUCAUGUUACGGCGCUGCAAGAUGUUUCAGACCCUCAAAGUCGAAUCCCCAACAUAAAGGUUCUCGAUUCACGCGAAUUUAAGCGCCGCAAGUAUGGAUAG